Molecule: messenger RNA, 1959 nt
Organism: Spinacia oleracea (spinach)
Lineage: Eukaryota; Viridiplantae; Streptophyta; Magnoliopsida; Caryophyllales; Amaranthaceae
Product: abscisic acid 8'-hydroxylase 2
Exons: 8
Coding region: 152-1609 (485 amino acids)
Biological process (GO): sterol metabolic process
Molecular function (GO): heme binding; monooxygenase activity; iron ion binding
Source: RefSeq, a predicted model, not a curated record
UUCACCACAUCUUUGAACUUGAUCCCACAUUCCCACAUUCCCACAUUCCCACACCAAAAAACAACAACAUUUUCCAAUUUCAACAACAAAUAACCCUUGUAUUGCCACCUAGCUUAAGUUUCCCCUCCCUUGUUAUUCCCCAAAAGCCACCAUGCAAUAUUCUCCUCUUCUACUUGUUGUUUCUCCUACUAAUAAUCCUUUCUUAAUCUCACUUGUUCUGUUUUUAUUUUCUCUUGUAAUUCUCAUAACUCUUUCCCAAUUACUAUGCUAUUUUUAUCCCAAACACAAAAGACUACAACUUCCCCCUGGUUCUAUGGGUUGGCCUUAUCUUGGAGAGACUCUUAAGCUAUAUACCGAAAAUCCUAAUUCUUUCUUCUCUAAUAGGCAAAAAAGGUAUGGUGAUAUAUUUAAGACCCAUAUAUUGGGAUGUCCAUGUGUAAUGAUAUCAAGUCCUGAAGCGGCAAAGAUUGUGCUUGUAACUAAAGCGCAUCUCUUCAAACCAACUUAUCCACCUAGUAAGGAGAAGAUGAUUGGUCCUGAGGCCUUGUUCUUCCAUCAAGGAGACUACCAUUCUAAGCUCAAGAAGCUUGUUCAAUCCUCUUUUCUUCCUUGUACAUUAAAGGCUUCUGUCUCCGACAUCGAGAACAUUGUCCUUAACUUCCUCCCUACUUGGGAGAAUAACACCAUCAACACUCUACACGAAAUGAAGAAGUAUGCAUUCGACGUGGCGAUCAUCUCAGCGUUCGGUGACAACAAAGAGUUGGAGAUUGAAGGGAUCAAGAAUUUGUAUCAUUCCUUAGAGAAGGGAUACAAUUCUAUGCCCCUAAAUUUCCCUGGAACUCCUUUUCACAAAUCCAUGAAGGCAAGGAAGCUUCUAAAUGAGACCUUAAGGAAGCUUAUAGCAAGACGAAGGAAAAACAAUAACAUAGAUGGAGGAUUGUUAGGAGUGUUACUUGGAUCAAGAGAGCAGAAAACAGGAAAGAAUAAUGAGCUAAGUGAUUCUCAAAUUGCUGAUAAUGUAAUUGGAGUGAUAUUCGCAGCCCAUGAUACAACUGCUAGUGUCCUCACAUGGCUUCUCAAAUACUUGCACGAUAAUCACCAUCUUCUCCAAGCUGUCACGAAGGAACAAGGAGGAAUUAAGCAAAGACUAAUUGAAGCUAACCGUGGUCUUACAUGGGAGGACACUCGGAACAUGCCUUUAACGAGCCGGGUGAUUCAAGAGACACUAAGAACAGCAAGUAUACUAUCAUUUACAUUUAGGGAAGCAGUACAUGACGUUGAGUUUGAAGGCUAUUUGAUUCCCAAAGGGUGGAAAGUCCUACCCUUGUUUAGAAGCAUUCACCAUUGUGCAGAAUUCUUCCCACACCCUGAAAAGUUUGACCCUUCAAGAUUUGAGGUACCACCAAGACCUAACACAUACAUGCCAUUUGGUAAUGGAGUUCACUCUUGUCCAGGCAGUGAGCUAGCUAAGCUCGAAAUGCUCAUUUUUCUCCACCAUCUCACCACCACCUACAGGUGGGAAGUAGUAGGAGAUGAAGAUGGAAUUCAAUAUGGUCCAUUCCCAGUUCCAAAGCGUGGAUUUCCCAUAAUGGUGCACCCACAAAAGUGAAAUUACUUAGUUACCCUGAAAUGGAAAAAAAGUGUUUGAUGAGGGACCCCAAGCCAGUAACAACUACUCCGUAUCAAAGAAGGCAGCGUGCCCCAUUUUAAUUCUUAACCCAUAAUCCUGUUAACCCAUCUCACAUUUAGUUUUCCUUUUUAUUGGGAGGAUCAAUCUCACAUUCUCCCCUCAUAUUAGCUUAUUAGUGGUAGUUAAUGUAAGUAUGUAAUCCCUCAAUUCCUUUUUGUUUUCCCCGUAGAUGUAUGUUCACCUUAGUGAGUACAGUAUGUAUGUAAGUUUGUAAGAGGCGAAAAUGUAUUCGGAAAGGUUGAGAAAUUAAAGAUGAAUUCAGUUUGGGA